Yamadazyma jaroonii is the source of this 1209-nucleotide messenger RNA. The record is from the annotation of a GenBank genome assembly. Lineage: Eukaryota; Fungi; Ascomycota; Pichiomycetes; Serinales; Debaryomycetaceae.
AUGAUGAUUCCAUAUAAUUAUUAUGAUCAAAGAGUUCCUAUGACUCCAAGAACACCUAAAACUCCUGGAAAUUCCACAAUCAAUACUAAUAAGUCCAAUAUUUCUACUACUCCUGCAACACCUAUCACUCCAGGUGUUACUUAUUUAUUACCAAACUAUUUAGUUGCUGGCCAACCGAAUUAUUUCCAAAGCAAUUUCUAUAAUAACCAAAUGACCCCCAAUCCACAGAAUUAUCAACUCACUUCAAAUUAUCAAAUAUCAACGAAUUAUCAAGUUCCACAAAACUUCCAAGUAUCACCAAAUUUUCAAAAUGUAAGUGUGCAUUCACCUAAAGAGACCAAAGAUGGAGUAACAAUAAAUUUUCCUAUUAACAAAUUAUCCAGUGAGAUAUUAGUGCCUUUAGCUGUUUAUAAUACAUUAAUAUCAAUCUAUGGUAAUAUUCAAACGAAAAAAUAUGCCACUAGUGCUAUUAAUCCCAUAAGAAAUUAUUUAACAGUGUAUGAAUAUGCUAUCAAUAAUUCUACUGUAAUUUGGGAUUACGAAACAGGAUUCGUUCAUUUGACGGGGAUUUGGAAAGCUGCAGAGAAUAAUAAUCCAUCAGAUUUAGAUUUCCGAUCUAAAGAAGCAAAAUCAAAAGCUGAUAUUGUCAAGUUGUUAGACAGCACACCCAAGAAAUAUCAAGGUUUUAUAAAAAGGAUCAGAGGAGGGUUUCUUAAAAUACAAGGAACUUGGUUACCUUAUUCCUUAUGUAAGAUAUUAGCUAGAAGAUUUUGUUAUUAUAUCAGAUAUGAAUUGAUCCCCAUUUUUGGUAACGAUUUCCCGGAUUUAUGUUUACAUCCAACAGAUGAAAAGUUCGGACAAUUGAAAUUCGACGAUUUAAAUUUUGAUAAUGUUGACAAUGAUAAAGAUGUAGUUGAAGCUUCAAAAUGUUUACAAGCUUUAAGUAAUUCUUAUACCCAUUCAAAUUAUGAAAAUCAAAAGAUGGAGUCAGCAUUUAAACUUGAAAAUCCUUUCACAUAUAAGCCAAGAAAGAUUCGUACAACAUCUUUUGAUAUGAUAUCCCCCACAACUCCUAUAAAGAAAUCUCCUUCAGGAAUUGAUUCAUUACUUAAAGCUGCUGAUAUGGCUAAAACUGAUACAGAAUUGCCUGGUCAGCCUCCAAAUAAAGUUAGAAGAAUCAGUAUCAAGAUUAAUGAUUUAUUAACGUGA